Nicotiana attenuata is the source of this 645-nucleotide messenger RNA. RefSeq lists its product as uncharacterized. Lineage: Eukaryota; Viridiplantae; Streptophyta; Magnoliopsida; Solanales; Solanaceae. The coding region runs from base 1 to 477 and encodes 158 amino acids. The record is from RefSeq and is a predicted model, not a curated record. The transcript has 2 exons.
AUGCUUUUAUAUGGUUUUCUUUUAAAGUUUGUAGUUCCAACUGUUGUUCCAAAGAGGCUUGAGGCUCCACUGGAGCAUUUGGUGGUUCUUAAAUUAGGGUUUUGUUUUGCUGAUAAAGCUCAGAUUUCAGCAGUUAUUUGUUUAAUUCAAAGUGCUCCCCAGUUGCAUACACUUGAAAUCCAGGAAGAACUCUCAGAUGCUGAAGAUAUCAACGUAGACGCAGUUACAGAGUUUCUAACAGCACCAAACUGUGUAGAACAAGAUCUCAUUUCACUUCAGAAGAUAAAGUUAGAAGGUUAUGUGAACAACACAAUUGAACGUCAUUUCAUGAAGCUUUUGCUUGCUCGUUGUCCUUCACUUGUUGAGGUGAUAGUUGUGCCUUCGAGAUUCAUUGAAUAUAAUGGAAUUUGGCUCUUCUUCUUCGAGUUGUUGGAGUUCCCUCGAGCAUCGCAAAAUGUCAAUAUACUGCUUGGAUAGACACCUUUUCUCCUCUAGCAGACAUUAUUAUCAUUUCAUUCUUCUGCUGAUAAACAUUUAGUUUUGGGUGAUGACCCUAUGUUUUGUUACAUUUUGUCAAUUGGAACGAGUAUUAUAUACUCUUCUAAAGUACUAUUUCAGUUUUUCUUUAGCUUGAUGGUCCGGAUA